AAGCCAAUACCACUUCAUCCUCUUCACUCCCCCCUUCCUUCCAACCUUUUCCCCAUUUAUUCUCUCUCUUAUCCUCCUCUCUUGCUGGCAUUUUUGAUUUCCCAAACCAAUUAAAUUUCUUUCUUAAAUUAGAAAGGAGAGAGAGGAGGGAAAGAGAGAAUAUCCAAUUAGUCCAAAAUGGAAAGGAAAAGUAAUAGAAAUAGAGAGGAAGAAAAGGACAAAGGAAGCGUAAUUAUAUUUUGAUACGCGGAUUUAUUUUUGGUUCUCCUCUCUAGUUUAUCGCCCCCCUCUCCCCCUUUUCCUUUUGCAGACAUCUGUUGUUGCUUGUCAAUUGUCACCGUCUCACCGACCGACUUCCUUUUAUAGGGCGCCUACUUCUCUUCUUCCUCCCUUCCUCUCCUCUCGCACUCCCACCAUCCCCCAUACAUCUUCUCUCUUUGUGGGCUUUGGGUAAAAAGGGAAGAAAGAAAGGGAGAGAAGAGAAAGAGGGGCGGAGAGAGAGAGGGGAGGGAGAUGGAGGAGGGCAAGAAGUCGUCGGUGUCAGAUGCGGGGGCGUGGGCCAUGAACGUCGUCAGCUCGGUGGGCCUCAUCAUGGCCAAUAAGCAGCUCAUGUCCUCCGCCGGCUACGCCUUCUCCUUCGCCACCACGCUAACUGGGUUCCACUUUGGCGUAACGGCAUUUGUGGGUUUCGUGUCGAAUGUUACCGGACUUUCUUCUUCAAAGCAUGUUCCUCUGUGGGAGCUUCUCUGGUUUUCUAUUGUUGCCAACACAUCCAUCACUGGGAUGAACUUGAGUCUUAUGCUCAAUUCUGUUGGCUUUUAUCAGAUCUCGAAGCUGAGUAUGAUUCCAGUUGUCUGUGUGAUGGAGUGGAUCCUUCAUAGUAAGCACUACUCUAAAGAAGUGAAGAUGGCUGUGGUGGCAGUUGUUGUUGGUGUUGGUGUCUGCACGGUGACGGAUGUGAAAGUUAAUGCUAAGGGGUUUCUAUGUGCUUGUAUUGCAGUAUUGUCCACAUCCUUGCAACAAAUUUCCAUUGGUUCCUUGCAGAAGAAGUAUUCAAUUGGUUCUUUUGAACUGCUGAGUAAGACGGCCCCAAUACAAGCUAUUUCUCUUCUGCUUCUUGGACCUGUCAUAGAUUAUUACCUCAAUGGCAAAUCUAUAAUAAAUUACAACUUUUCUUCUGGUGCAACGUUCUUCAUACUACUCUCAUGUGCGCUUGCCGUAUUCUGCAACAUGAGCCAGUACCUCUGCAUUGGCCGUUUCUCAGCAACUUCAUUCCAAGUUCUGGGCCAUAUGAAAACUGUGUGCGUGCUAAUGCUUGGUUGGCUAUUGUUUGAUUCACUGCUGACACUGAAAAAUAUAAUGGGAAUGGGGAUAGCUAUUGUGGGGAUGGUUAUCUACAGCUGGGCUGUGGAGUUGGAGAAGCAAGCAAAUGCUAAGAUUGCUCUCACUAAAACUAGCCUAACUGAAGAUGAAAUCCGGCUUUUGAAAGAUGGAGUGGAUGAUGCACCUGCAAAAGAUGUAGAGCUUGGGGAAGCAAAGGCCUAAUUGUUGCUUGUGGUUUAAUGAAGCAUACAAUAUUGGGCUGGGUAUGGUUGAGUCUUUGGGGACUCGAGCCAUGAAAGGUCAGCACCUUCUUCGAUUGUUGAAAUUCUUUGUAAUAGGGGUUUGUUUACCAGCAUCAGGAGGUGGAGGUGUAAAGGUUAUCUGUUCGUUACUGCCAUAGUGUCCUAGGCUGCAUUACACUCCAUUUUAUUUUAUUUUUCUCAUGCAUGGUUUCCAAGGGAGGAUAGAGUAUCCUAUGGAAACACAGUAAUAUUUAUCUUCACAGAAGGACAUUAAGCAAAGUUUUUUUUAUUAAAUUAAAUUUGUUCAUUUUGAUGUUGAAAUGAAUGAUGUUCUACAAUCUGGUUUUUGUUUCAAAAUGUGUUAUUUUGAGA
Messenger RNA from Elaeis guineensis (African oil palm), 1937 nucleotides. RefSeq names its product UDP-rhamnose/UDP-galactose transporter 1. Lineage: Eukaryota; Viridiplantae; Streptophyta; Magnoliopsida; Arecales; Arecaceae. The record is from RefSeq and is a predicted model, not a curated record.